AUGUUGAACACACCGUUGUCCAUCUUCAGCUCGAUAGAGUCUGGAGGCGUAUCUCCAACAAAAUUGAUGACAUCUUGCUCUUUGAACUUUGAACCAAAAGUAGAGUACGUCAACACCAGCAAGUUCAGCAGCUUGUCCACUGUAGCAGCCUUUGUCAAAAUUUCCACACUCAGCUUCUCCUUUUUGGCCUCGUUCUCCUCCACCAUAGACUCAACAGUGUUGAAAUACUCAUCCAAACUUAAACUGUUGGACGAGUAG
Molecule: messenger RNA, 258 nt
Organism: Ogataea philodendri
Lineage: Eukaryota; Fungi; Ascomycota; Pichiomycetes; Pichiales; Pichiaceae
Exons: 1
Coding region: 1-258 (85 amino acids)
Source: RefSeq, a predicted model, not a curated record